Molecule: messenger RNA, 1350 nt
Organism: Fomitiporia mediterranea MF3/22
Lineage: Eukaryota; Fungi; Basidiomycota; Agaricomycetes; Hymenochaetales; Hymenochaetaceae
Exons: 6
Coding region: 1-1203 (400 amino acids)
Molecular function (GO): zinc ion binding; glutaminyl-peptide cyclotransferase activity
Source: RefSeq, a predicted model, not a curated record
AUGCAUGCCUCACCACCCUCCUUUCGUCCAGCAAGGUUGGCGCGGAGCUCACGAACACCGACACUAGGACCGGUUUGUCUUCUAGUUCUCUGCUGGGUCCGAUUUUCGCUAUGUGCGCAAUGGCUCGGCGAACGUGCACUUCCAGAGUUGUCUCCUGGUCAAAUAGCACAGCUCGCUUCAACGCCCGACCCGUCGAAGAACCUUGACCCGGAUGACAAGUCGUCUCAUUUGUCUCAAAUACUCAUUCCUCGACCGCCGGACACGGAGAAUAAUACGCAAGUGAAGAAUUACAUCGUGUCUGUCAUGAAAGGAUUGGAUUGGGACGUUGAAGAGGAUUCAUUCAUAUCAGAAACUCCUUAUGGUCCGAAAAGGUUUACGAAUGUCAUUGCUACGAAGGAUCCUGGGGCACCUCGGAGAGUUAUCCUGUCUGCACACUUUGACAGUAAAUUCUUUUCAACGUAUCCUUUAAACCAGUUUGUUGGAGCUACCGAUUCCGCGAUGCCUUGUGCAUUGAUGCUAGAUCUUGCAGAGGCGAUAGAUCCGUUAUUAAAUCGUAGAAGGGAUCAAUUGGAGGAAGGGUUAAUAGACGAUGAAGAUGUAGCCGAGACUACUCUUCAGCUCGUUUUCUUUGAUGGAGAGGAGGCCUUCAAAGAUUGGACACAUACAGACUCUGUUUACGGUGCUCGGCAUCUGGCGGAGAAGUGGGCUACGACAUAUAUUCCUCCUAAUGCAAAGCGACGUUUACGAACGACGACGACGGAGCUUGCAUCAAUCGAGGUCCUUAUUUUACUCGACUUGCUUGGUGCGAAAGACCCACUCGUUCAAGCAUACUUUCUCGACACCGCUUGGCUCUUCGACGCGCUCGUCUCAGCAGAGAAGAGAUUAUCUGAACAUGGUGAAUUCGGUAUGGAUGCGGAACUGAAAGGUUACCGAAGCUUUUUCUUGCCGCGUAAAAGGAUGCAGAAUUAUGGGUUUAUCGAGGACGACCAUAUUCCGUUCAUGCAGCGCGGAGUAAGCGUAUUACAUAUCAUUUCAAGUCCGUUCCCUCGUGUCUGGCACACGUUGAAGGACGACGCAUCAGCAUUAGACUUGGACACGAUGGCUCGAUGGAACAUGAUCAUGCGAGUCUUCAUGUCCGAGUAUCUUGGACUACAACCAGACGAAAAGAAGGAAGUAGUGAAAAGAGAUAACGGGGACCUCUAGCAUCUAGAACGAAAACAUCAUUCCAUUGAAUUGUAAUAUCAUAAUUCAUAUUUGUCUCUUGGAUGGACUCCUCAAUCAAUCUUGUUUUGCAAUUGCUUUCUGACUUUUUCUGUUUUGGUCAAUCACUGUACUACAUUUGGGAAUUUG